Messenger RNA from Caenorhabditis auriculariae, 6491 nucleotides. The record is from the annotation of a GenBank genome assembly. NCBI's taxonomy places the organism in Eukaryota, Metazoa, Nematoda, Chromadorea, Rhabditida, Rhabditidae.
AUGCUUUCGAUGCAGGUUUGGUUCGAUUUUCCAAUUUUUCCACGUUUUUUGUGCUUACAAAAUUAGUUUUUUGUGGUAAUUAUUGAAAAAGUGUUGGUAAAGUGUUAUUUGAAUACUAGGAAUCGAAAAAAAUAUCAUAAAGUCAUCUUUAGGACAUUUUUUUCCUUGCAAAAGCUGUUACUGAAGAAAAAUUUGGAUUUCGUGAAUUUUCAAAAACCUUAAAAAGAACCUUUUUGAUAAUUUUUUCCCAAAAUAUGUAGCUAAACUUCCACUUCUCCAACUUACCCUGUAAAAAAACAACAUUCAAAAAUUUAAAACUACAGGUAACAUCUUCUAAAAAAACGCAUUAAAAAGUUGAAUUGUUUACAAAUUAUCAAUUUGAAGAAAAAAAAAGUCGAGAAACUUCCAUUGUUGUCGUGGUUUUUGAACUUGUAUACAGCAUUGUGACUCGCGCUUUUCUACGUUAGUUAAUUAAUUGUUUGAAGUCGAGAUAAAGGGAAAAUGUUCAUUAAUAUCUCAAGGUAGCGAAUAGAGUAAAGUCCAGCUCAGCCUUAUUGAACUUGAAAAAAAAAAUCAAAAUUCAACGCACUAUGAUUUGAAUAGGAUAAAAUACAAGAAAAUCGAAUAAUCAACUAGAAUUAACACAAAACCUUUUCAGAAAAUCGCGAAAAAGAGACUGGACCUUCAAGGACUGCGUGGCUUGGCCAUCAUUUCCGUCGUUUUAUUCCAUUUUUUCCCGAAGAAGUUUCCGAAUGGAUACGUCGGCGUUGAUCUGUAAGUGAUAAUUGAUUAAUUCAGAAAAUUUAGGAGAUGUUAUUCACGGCGUCGCGCUCAAAAAAAAAAGUCGUCAAAUAUGAUGUUUCUUGUGCAUGUACCGCCGACGAAAAUUUACACAUCGCUGACUUUUAUAUAAUCUUUAAAUGGACAAAAAUACUUUUUUUUGAACUUGAAAAAGUGAAACAGCAAAUAUCUGUUUAUCGGGAUAAGAAUGAUAAAAAAAAUUCAGGUUAAAACAUACCUCGUUGCAGAAUGACGUACCCAUACACCAGGAAAAAAAAAACUAAUACUUGAAAUUUUUAAAGAAUUCAAAAUCUUUCGCGAGUUCAAAUGAACAAAAUCCAACAAAAAAUUUGAUUUUUCAUCACCAGAUUAUUAGUUUUCUUGAAAUAUAAAAAAAAAUUUCACCAAAAACAUCAUUGCAUAUCAAAAUUCUUUCAAAAAAAACCUCUAUAAUUUUAAUAUCUUCAUAUUUCUGAAGAUGAAUUUAUUUUUUCCAGCUUCUUCGUCCUUUCCGGCUUCUUCAUGGCAAUGCUUCUCACAAGAAUUUUGCCGAAAAAUGUCAAUUUCGCUACUUCGAAAUCCGUUCUCUAUUCAUUCUACUCAAAAAGGAUUCGUCGAUUAGUGCCUUCCUACUUGUUUUCUACUUGUCUGAUGCUUCUAUUGGUCUAUUCCGUUUUUCCUGAGUCGGCUACUGAUGUCAAUGUUCAAUCGGCGCCAUUCGCUCUAUUUUUUGUGUCGAACCGAGAGAAAUCCGAUACGCAGGGAUAUGCGGAAAUGGUGAGAGAUUUGAUGAAAAAAAAGCCUUCCUAAAUGAUGCAAGUGAGCUCUAUGGAUAAAAAACUAGAAAAAAAAUGUUUAAUGGAUGUUUUUUGUGAAAUAUUUUUAAUAGAGAGAAGAAGAAACAAAUUUAACGGUAUAUUCGCCUUGGAGCGCGCUUUCCUGCUCGAAAAGAGCCUGAGAACUAAUCGCAUGAAAAUAGGAUAUUUUUUUCAAUUUUUUUAAAUUACUGUUAUUACAAUUUUGUAAAGUAGAGCAAAUUGAAAAUGUUUUGCUCAAUUUUCGUCCUCAGAGCGCAUUUUCUCCAUAAAAAAUAGCCUUUCAAAAAAAUCAGAAAAUCAACGAAAUUGGAAAAAAAAACUUUUUUCGAGUUCUCCCCGUUGAAAAGAAGGAAAUCGGCGUUUGGCAUUUUUUUUAUCCAUAGAGCGACUUUUCUGAAAUUUCGUAGCUUUUUUUCACUUUUUCCAUUAAAAAGAUUUCCAGCUAUCCCUCGCCGUCGACGUCUUCACUCACACUUGGUCGCUAUCCGUGGAAAUGCAAUUUUACCUAAUAAUUCCAAUAAUUUUCCUUAUUUCUUCAUUUUUCAAGGACAAGCAGUUUACCGUCAUUUUCAUCAUUGGUGAGCGUCUUUUUGAAAUUUUUUUUGAUAGAAAAUAAUUUUUUUAGGCUUUUUCUCAGCAAUAAUUCAACUAUCAACGCCGAAAUCGUACUCAUUUUACAGUGUUUUCACGAGAAUUUGGCAGUUUUUAGUUGGUAAAUCAUUGGAAUUAGUAUUUUUUUAAGAAAUGAAUCUAUUUUUUUCAGGGAUGAUAGCUUUUGAAAUAUCCAGGGACAGGAAGAAUAGUGACGAGAAUGGAACAGAAAAAUGAAGAGAGAAGUUUAGGAUUUUGUAGAUUUUUUUAAAAAGAAAAGUUUCAGAAAAAAAUGUAAGAAUUAUCACACGUUGAUCAAUAUUUUCUUCCUUAUUUUGGGCUCUUUCUCACCAUUGGACAUUAAUCAACACUAUUUGAGGUUUGAAUUGAAAUUUUUUUCAAGAAAAAAAUUUUUAAAAAAAGUUGGAAAAAAAGAUCGAAAAUUCAUUGAAACUCGGGAGUAUAAGCCGAUUUAAAAAAAUAAUUUUGGAAAAAGCCGUUUUUUUCGAAAAAAAUGAAAGUACCCUAUAAAAUGAAUACCCAGACCUUUUUUUAAAAUUCGAGCUAAUUUUGGAUUUUCAGAUUAAAUAUCACAUUAAUGACUGGUCUUCUAAUUGCCGAAAACCCACAAAAUACGAGAUUUCUAUCGAUUCGACUCCUCACGUUCUUUGGCGACAUUUCCUACAGCCUUUACCUUGUCCAUUGGCCCAUUUUUGCCUAUAUAAAGCUGAUUCUGGGCUUGAAUAACAUCAGUGAGAAGAUUUUCACUUGAAAAAUCAACUAGUUAAUUUUUCAGAUUUAUUCUGUGGGAUUGUUUUGAGCAUCGCUCUGGCUACAGUGAUCACUUACACUUUUGAGAGGUUCUUAUUGUUUUUUCUCUUUUUUUUGAGAGUUUAUGUGUCUGAAAUUGAUCAAGAAGCACUGUAACACUGUAUAAGCUAGAAAAAUCUCAGUUUCAAUGACUGAAAAUCCGAAAAACUCGAAAAAAAAGCGUCGAAACUCGAAAAUUGUAUACUUUAUUGACUUUUUCGUCGUUUUUUGAAGGCUAUGAUCCGCAAUUUAGAAAUAAAAAGCUCUUUGAAAUAACUGAAUUUAGGAAAAUAGUAGUUAAAAUGGUGCAGAACUUGAAAAAAAAAUAAUUGAGAAUUUUUCUUCAAUUUUUUUUUCAAUCAAUUUUUUACCUCUGAAAGUUUUUCAAAAAUACUUUUUUUCAGAUGGUCCCUACAAUCCUCACCUCGUAUUUUAUUCAUGACCAUCGUCUUUCUAUACAUUGCGAACAUUGGUCUCUACCAAACUAUGAAAGUUAACGAGAACUUGCAAAAAGAAAGUUAUAUCAACACGUUGAAGCACUUGGACAGGAAGAACUUGACCCUUGGUUGGUUUUUUUUUCGAUUUUGAAAAAAAAAUUUCAUGAUAGAGUUGUGAAAAAUACAAAAAUUAAUGACGACAUUUUGUUGAAAAACUUUCGGAAGCUGGUAGAGUUCAUCCGCCUCGAGUUGACAGUUUUCGGGUGUCUGCGUCUUUCUGUUCUCUCAGCGGCGAGGUCAGAGCAACAUGGAAAUAGUACGUAGACAUGAGAGUGGCGUCGAGAGAUAAGGAGGGCGCAGAGAAGUCCCGCCCAAGUCGCGAAAAACGGACUAUAAAUUUCAAUAGCGUCAACCUUUUUAUUUCAAAUCUUUUCAAAAUAAUCGUUGUAGAAAUCGUAGGAGUAGACUUAUUGUACUUACGAACGCCAGAGUGGCCCCUAGAGAGGUUAGGGAAAAAACAGUCGCUAUGGGAAUCAAAAUAGUCUUCCUCGCCACUAACAAAAUCCCCUAGAGGGUCCACUUUUGCAAGCCCUCUAGGGGUCCUUUUUCAAACGCUCUUGGGGCCCUUUCUCAAGCCUCCUUGGAACCACGUUUUGCAAUCUUCAGUGCCUUCUAUAGGAAGAGGUGAAGUGGUCCCUAGAGGGAACUUUUAAGGGCCCUGAAGUUGCCCCUAUAGGGACCACUCUCACCCUCCUGAUUUGCCUAGAUGGAAUAUUUUCUUCAUUUUUCUUUUACCCAAUAGAGUUUUGAACUUAUUCAUUUGAUUCUGGAGAUAAAGUAGCAUGAAAUAUUUUCAGAUCAAGUGAUAGCUCUCAACAAUUGGUACGAGAACAAUGACGACGAUGUGAUGAUGAUUCCGGAAUGUGAGUACGAUACUCGAGGACCUUUUGAUUGGUGUCGUUUCAAGGUAAGAAAAAAAACUCGGAGUUUCGACUGAAAAAGGCAUUUUUUUAUUCAGAACCUUUCUAAAACUGCGAGUCAGACAAUCAUGAUUAUGGGCAACAGUUGGGCGGCCAACAACGGAAAACUGAUCUACGACGAGUGCCGGGAUAAAGCCAGAAAUAUGUCACUUUACAGUUCUUACGGCGAGUUCUUCCAUUAAUGACUUGAAAAUGACGUAAAAUAUUAGCGUUUUUGUGGUGACGUCAUCAAAAAAAAAAUCAAUAUAAUCAAUGUUUCUUAACCUAUGAUUUUUGUCACUUUUUUCUUUUUUCCGUGGGUACUUUUCUCUAAAAAAUGACGUCACUAUUUUUUAAUAUUUUCUAAAAGUUUUUGGUCAUUAUUUCGCAGAAAUGACGUCAUUAUAUUUUUUUCAUUGAGACACAGUGACGUCAUUUCAAACAUUUUUGGGUUCUUUAUAGUAUUUUCUAAAAAGGUCAUAUUUUUUUUAAUGACGUCAUUUUCUUUCUCUUAAGAUGAAGUAACGUCAUUUCAAGCAUAUUUGGGUUUUCAAUCAUUUUUUUCAAGAGAAGUCUUAUUUUUGUAAAACUGACGUCAUUAUCUUUUUUUUGUUUUUUUUAAUCGUUUUGGUUCUGUUUUUGUAAAAAUGACGUCAUUUCAAAGUUUUCUAGGUUUUCAAUCAUUUAUCAUUUUUUCAAAGGUCUUAUUUUUGCAAUAAUGACGUCAUUAUCUUUUUAUUGAGAUGACGUCAUUUCGAAAAGGUAUUUCGUAUUUUCUAUCAUUUUUUUCCAGGUUGCGAACCAACCUAUCCAACCCACAAUCAGGAACGUUGCAAGGAAAGCUUCACGACUUUUGUCAACAAUUUGAAAAGUAUUAAGCCGGAUAUUCUUUUCAUCAUUUAUAGGUAUGGUGUUUUAUAAUUUUUUUCAAUGAGAUUUUGCGCUUUUUUUCCUGUUUUAAAAAAGGUCAGAAAGCUACUAUAAAAAUACAAAAUUGAAGAAAAAGUUCAAUUUUUGAAUAUUUUACCUUUUUAGGCCAAUCUCCUUAAUGGAGCCGUUCAAGACCCACAUCGUUACGGACGACGAAAUCUACAAAGUUGCGAAAGAUCAACUUUUGAAAUAUCGGGAGCUGGUGAAGAAGAAGAUUUUCCUUCUCGAUUCGAUCCCUCGAAGCGAUCGUUAUAUCGUCAAGAUGAUCAACAAGGCCUUGAGAGAGAAUAUUCCGAUUCAUCAGGUAAACAGGUGGUAUCCAGAAGAGACUGCAGAGAAAAAGAGAUCGUCUCAUUUCUCUGACGUCUCUCCAAAGCCGUCGUUUAUCUCACUUCAGCUCACUCUUCUUUCCUCUGCGUUUUUAUUGAUUUCAUAGUUUGAAGAGACGCUAGAGAAAAUGAUGUUUUCUCUUUCUCUGACGUCUCUUCAGGCCGUCACUGUUCUCUCAUAUCUCAACUUUUUCAUCCAAACGGUUCAUCCUUCUAGGACGCUUUUAUUGAUUAUUAAAUAUUCUCUCUUAUUCGGAAACACCUAUUUUUCUCUAAAAAAGUCUCCUCCAGAAACUUUACCAUUUGAGUGAUUUUUGAUCCAUAUUGAAACUUUCAGGACUUUAAAAUUUCUGAAGCUCCCUCAAAAUUUAAAAGACUCCCGUUUUUUUGCAGAGGUUUUUCGAUGAAUCUUUUGGCUUUUCACAAUCUUUUGGGGGUUUCUUGAACUUUUUGAAGCUUGCUGACAGUUUUUGAAUACGUCACCCAUUUCUAGCUUUUCUCGAGAUUAGAAGAAAAAACGGAAUUGAAAUUUUUCAAACCGAUGAAAAAUCGUUUUCUGUGCAAGGAUCAGUUUCCUUUCAGGAACUUCUGACGGAUCCGGUCUCCGUAGCUGGGAAUAUCGCGGCUCGGAUGAGGACGGCCCAACUUUUGCAAGACUGCGGUCCCAAGUGCGAGAGGAUCGAUUUGGAGCCGGUAUUUAGGGACGAAAACGGGACGGGUGUUUUUCGGAUGGCCGAUGAUAAGGGAUUGGUGUAUUUUUCGGCCUCUCAUCAUUUGUCUCUGCAUGGUUUUGAGGUGGUGAGGCCUGUUUAUAGGGAUAUUUGCUCGAAAUUGUGA